GGCGCGCCGGAAGGAGGGCGGAGCGCGGCCCGCGGUUGUUUGGGUCCGGCGGGGCUGUGAGGGCGGCGGGGAGCGGUGGCCAUGGGGGUCCCCAAGUUCUACCGGUGGAUUUCGGAGCGGUACCCCUGCCUCAGCCAGGUGCUGAAGGAGCAUCAGAUUCCAGAAUUUGACAACUUAUAUCUGGACAUGAAUGGCAUUAUACAUCAGUGUUCACAUCCAAAUGAUGAUGAUGUACACUUCAGAAUCUCAGAAGAUAAGAUUUUUGCUGAUAUUUUUCACUAUUUGGAAGUACUGUUUCGCAUUAUUAAACCAAGGAAGGUUUUCUUCAUGGCAGUUGAUGGAGUGGCUCCAAGAGCAAAAAUGAAUCAGCAGCGUGGGAGACGUUUUCGAUCAGCAAAAGAGGCAGAGGACAAAAUAAGAAAGGCAUUAGAAAAGGGAGAAACUCUCCCUACAGAAGCCAGAUUUGACUCCAACUGUAUUACACCAGGAACUGAAUUCAUGGCUAGAUUGCAUGAGCAUCUUAAAUAUUUUGUAAAUAUGAAGAUUUCCACAGACAAAUCCUGGCAAGGAGUAACAGUCUACUUAUCAGGCCAUGAGACUCCAGGGGAAGGUGAGCAUAAAAUUAUGGAGUUUAUCAGAUCAGAGAAAGCAAAGCCCCAUCACGAUCCAAACACAAGACACUGUCUCUAUGGCUUAGAUGCUGACUUGAUUAUGCUGGGAUUAACAAGUCAUGAGGCACACUUUGCGCUCUUAAGAGAAGAAGUCAGAUUUGGUGGUAAAAAAUCUCAAAGAGCAUGUGCACCAGAGGAAACAACGUUUCAUUUACUGCACUUGUCAUUGAUGAGAGAAUACAUUGAUUAUGAAUUUUCACCAGUAAAAGAUAAGAUUUCCUUUGAAUAUGAUAUUGAAAGGAUAAUAGAUGAUUGGAUCUUAAUGGGUUUCCUUGUAGGAAAUGAUUUUAUUCCUCAUCUACCUCAUUUACACAUUAAUCAUGAUGCACUGCCGCUACUUUAUAGAACAUACAUGGCUAUCUUGCCGGAACUGGGAGGUUACAUUAAUGAAAAUGGGCAUCUGAAUUUAAAACGCUUUGAGAAAUAUCUCGCAAGAUUGUCAGAUUUUGAUCGUGAACACUUCAGUGAAGUCUUUGUAGACCUAAAAUGGUUUGAAAGUAAAGUAGGCAAUAAAUACCUCAACGAGGCAGCUGGUAUUGCAGCAGAGGAAGCCAGAAAAAAUAAACAAAAGAAACAAAAGGGUCAGGAAAAUUCUAUAUGUUUGGCUGUUUUAGAAAAAAACGAAGGUGAAGUGACUCCCAAAACUGUGUUGGAAGAUGAACCAGAAGAUGAUGAUCUGUUUGAAACUGAGUUUAGGCAAUACAAAAGAACAUACUACAUGACUAAAAUGGGUGUAGAAGUAGUUUCUGAUGACUUCUUGGCUGAUCAAGCUGAAUGUUACGUCCAGGCAAUACAAUGGAUUUUGCAUUAUUAUUACCAUGGAGUUCAAUCAUGGAGCUGGUAUUAUCCUUAUCAUUAUGCACCUUAUCUGUCAGAUAUUCGCAACAUCAGCGAACUCAAAAUCAAAUUUGAACUGGGAAAACCUUUCAUGCCAUUUGAACAGCUUCUUGCUGUACUUCCAGCAGCUAGCAAAGAUCUGCUGCCUAAAUGCUACCAGCAUUUGAUGAUUAGUCAAGACUCUCCUAUUAUAGAAUAUUAUCCACCGGAUUUUAAAACUGACCUGAAUGGAAAACAGCAAGAAUGGGAAGCUGUAGUAUUAAUCCCGUUUAUUGAUGAGAAACGACUGCUGCAGGCCAUGGAAUCCUGUAAUAAGUGCCUAAAAGAAGAGGAGAAACGAAGAAAUACUCACAGUGCUUGCUUGAUGUACUGGUAUGACAAAGAUGCAGAGUUCCAGUACAUGUCACCAUGGCCAGAGAAAUUCCCCGCAAUAGAAAGAUGUCAUACAAGACAUAAAACAAUACCUUUGGAUGCUUGGCAUGUAGAAAUAACCCACAAUAAGAUAACUAAAAUCAACAAGAGUGCAUUAUAUUUUUGUGGAUUUCCUACUUUAAAGCACAUUAAACAUAAGUUCUACCUUAGAAAAAGUGGUGUACAGGUGUUUCAGCAAAGCAGCCAUGGAGAGAACAUGAUGUUGGAAAUCAUAGCUGAUGAGAACUCAAACGAGCAGAUAGUAGAAAAUGUUGCCAGUUUGAUACUUGGAAAGCGUGUUUUUGUUAACUGGCCACACCUUGAAGAAGCCAGAGUUGUUGCUGUGUCAGAUGGAGAAACUAAGUUUUAUUUGGAAGAACCACAUGGCACACAGAGGCUUUACAUGGGAAAUGCAGUGCCUCCAACUAAAGUGGCAUAUGUUGGAGAUAAGGAGCAAAGCAUGUGGUUAAAAGAAGUUCAAGGCAUUUCAGAGCACUACCAGAGAAGAAAAGGAAUAAUUAUCCAUGAAACAUCAAUAGUAGUGUAUGCUCAGUUACUCACUGGUAAUAGAUAUCAGCUACGCCAAAAUGGAGAAGUUUAUUUGGAGAAGCAGUGGUCAAAACAAGUUCUUCCUUUUGUUUACCAAACAGUUGUCAAGGAUAUCAAAGCCUUUGACUCUCGUUUUUCAAACAUCAGAACUUUGGAUGACUUAUUUCCUCCUGGAAGUGCAGCCUUUAUGCUGGGAUCUCCGUAUUACGGCUGCAUGGGAGAAGUUCAAGAUUCACGUGAUGUGAUCACAGAAGGUAGAAUUCGUGUAGUUUUCAAUAUUCCUUGUGAACCCCAGCUUGAUCCUUUAAUACAGAACCAGCAUAAAUACUCUGUGAAAUACAAUCCUGCAUAUAUUUUGGCCAGCCGUCUUGGAGUAAGUGGAUAUCUUGUGUCCAGAUUUACAGGGAGUAUCUUUAUUGGAAGAGGAUCAAAGAAAAAUCCUCAUGGAGAUCACAAAGCAAAUGUGGGGCUAAACCUGAAGUUCAAUAAGAAAAACGAAGAAGUUCCUGGCUAUACUAAGAAAGUUGGAAAUGAAUGGAUGUAUUCUUCUGCAGUAGAACAACUGCUUGCUGAGUAUUUAGAAAGGGUCCCUGAACUAUUUAAUUAUAUAGCCAAGAAUAGCCAGGAAGAUAUCUUCUAUGAAGAUGACAUUUGGCCUGGAGAGGAUGAGAAUGGAGCUGAGAAAGUUCAAGAAAUUGUUGCCUGGUUAAAAGCACAUCCUGUGUCUGCUUUGUCUCGCUCAUCUUGUGACUUGCAAAUUUUGGAUGCAGCCAUUGUUGAGAAAAUUGAAGAAGAAAUAGAGAAAUGCAAGCAGAGAAAGAGCAACAAGAAGGUGCGAGUGACUGUGAAACCCCAUUUGCUGUACAGACCAUUAGAACAACAGAAUGGGGUUGUUCCAGAUCGAGAUGCAGAGUAUAGGCUGUUUGACCGUGUUGUCAAUGUGAGAGAGAACUUUUCUGUUCCAGUUGGUCUUCGAGGUACCAUUAUAGGAAUUAAAGGAGCCACUAGAGAAACAGAUGUACUCUUCGAAGUUUUGUUUGAUGAAGAAUUCCUUGGAGGCCUAACCAUAAGGUGCUCACCUGCCAGAGGUUAUCGUCUGCCAUCAAGUGCCUUAAUUAACCUGUCCCAUGGUAGUCGGUCAGAAAUGGGAAAUCAAAAACUGAUGGCCAUAGUUAAACCUCAGCCAGCUGUGAAUAACUGCAAUUCAUAUGCAUCUGAUCUGUCAUCUGUAUGCUCACAAAAAGAUCAUCUGGGAGGCCUCAACCAUUCUCCUCGCUCCCUUUUUGUUCCUACUCAACAACUGAAUGGAAGACAGCAUUACAAUCUCAGGGCUGAAAAUCAGGGCAACUCUAACUCACCCCAGAAAGGAUCAUUUCUGAGUGGCAAUCAGAAAAAUAAAGCACAGAGUAAGCAAGAUGAUGAAUUCUGCAGCAUAUGGCAAUCAUUGCAGGGUUCUGGGAAGUCUCACCACAUUCAGCAAAACAUGCAUGAGAAGGGUGCAGUUCUACCUCAGGAAAUCAAACUAGGAACUGGCAAUCAGUUCUAUAAGCCAGAAUUCAACGACAGCAGCUUUAAAGGUCAGCAAAGAAAACAGGAGCCAUAUAAAAAAUUUAAAGAAGAUUCCAAAGUUACAAGAGGUGAAAGUCAGCCACAUAAUAAAAUAUCAAACAAACAGAAUUUUGCAGGUGUGAAUAAGUACAAUGUCAAACUUUUGAAGCGGAAUGUAAGUCCCAAUGUGCCUGCAAUUCAGAAGGCUGCAGUGGAUGGUCCCUGUACAGGCGGAAAGAAGGACAAUGAACUUGAAAGCCUUCUAGCUUCUUUGAAAAUUUCCAAAGAAAACGAAGCACAGACUUAUUCCAAGGAAGCAAGAGCUACAAAUGAAGAACAUCUGUCACCACAGUCAUUUGCUAUGAAAGGAACUCAGAUGCUUAAAGAGAUUUUGAAGAUAGAUGGCUCUGACCCGGAAACAAAGAAUGAACUGAAAUCCCAAGUUAAUGAUGUUCCUGCUCUCCCUAGUAGACAGGAUUGCCAUGGAGCUGCCUCGCAGUAUAGACAAACAAAAAAAAUGGCUGCUUAUAUGAACAAGCAUCAUGGCACUGGAGGCCCUCAGAACACCCCAGCACUGGAAACUGGAGGUCACCCUUUUGCUUGUCCACAGCCUGCACUGUCUACUGUUUCUGAACUUUCUCGUAUUUGUUCUCUUGUUGGAAUGUCACAACCAGAUUUCUCUUUCCUAAAAACACCACAGACCAUGACAGUUUGUCACAUAAAACUAUCAAAUGGCUUGUUGGUUCACGGACCACAGUGUCAUUCUGAAGCUGAAGCAAAGGAGAAAGCUGCACUUUUUGCUUUACAGCGUUUGAGUUCUGUAGGAGUAAACUUCCCUGCGCCUCCACCUCCGCCUCCACCAGUGUUUCCAAAUUACCAGCCACUGGGAGUUCCUGUACCGCCUGGAUCUAUUCCUCCAGUAUUUGCACAACCCCCUGCUAAUAUAAUGCCUCCAUCAUCUCACAUGUUUGGUCCAGUGUCCUGGGGAACUCCAGUGCCUAAACAUUACUAUCCUGGGUCCUAUCCAGGAAAUGUGUCUCUUGCAGGAACUAUACCAGUUGGUUCUCACCACCAGUUUAUACCUCUGCAGUUAUGUUCUUCUCUUUCUACCUCUGGAAAGGGGACACAGUGACACCAAGGGCAUAAGGGCAGUCUGAAUACACACUCGUCCAAAAGAAUCCAAAUUCAGGUGCAUGAGGAUCCGUGAAUUUUGAGACUGUAAUUGAUAAAUAUUACGAAGAAUCGAAUAUCAUGAGGUAAGUAGCUGUUGUUUAUUAACAAAAGAAUUCAUGGUUCCAACAGUAGUUCCUUAUUGCUGCCAAUUUUUGGUGGGGUGUUUACUCUUAUUUUUCUGUAAAUUAAAAAUUUCCAGUUUCAUUUCUCCUUUGAAAGAGAAUAUAAAUCAAAGAGAACAGAAGGAGUCACAGUGCCAUUAAGUGUGAACAGUAAAGCUGAUUCCUGUUAUUUUAAAGGAGAAAGAAAGCAUUUUUCAUCAACCUUAUCAUUUUUCUGGUAAAACUUGGUCAUUGUUACUGCAUCAGCAUUGCUGUAUGAAAGUCUAUAAUCACAUUUAGUCCUGUAUUUUGUGGAAUUGCAAGAAAGGCCAAGGCUGGCAAUCAAAAGCCAAAAUGUAAUGUCUUUGCAAUUAACAGCAGCAACAAAAUUCAAAGGCAGCAACUUUGAGGGCGUUGAGGGUAUGGUGUGAAGCAAGAACUGUGAUUCCACUGAAAGUGAUCUAUUUCAGAGUAACCUAUGCAUGUUUUAGAUUUAGCACUAUUUGGGGAUAGAUUAUGAUGUUUACUAUUAGCCUCCUGAUGUUUCUUCCAGUACGUGUUUUUUUGAAACAGUUGAAAUGCUUUGUCAGUCAAUGAAAUGUAAAUCAGUAGGGUAGAUGGAGAGCAGUGUAGGCUGCUGGAAUCUCUGAGUUUAAUGAGCCCAUAUUGAGAUGGUUCAUUCUUUUAGUUUUUUCUGUGUUUAAAUAUUUCCCUUUUCCUUCCCCUUGCUUUCUUUUUUAAUUCUUUUUAUUUUUUAAUUUACUUUUUAAGUGGCUAGAUCUUACUGAAACAAUAGUUAAGUGCUUUUUAUUCCCUUUAGCCUCUAGUAUAUCCAUUCUCUUCUUCUUCUACUUAAGCUUCAUCAAUGGCCAUUUUCCUCUCUUUAGUUUUAGAUUUUUUUCCUGUGAAUUUCCAGACUUUGAAACCAAUGUUCUUUUAGAGAGCUGUUCAGCCCUGGAUUUUCUAGGUACAAAUGACUAUUCAUCACGUGUAUACGCACACACAUAUAUUUAUAUACAGAUAUAGGACUCAGUCUCCUUAUUUUCUCAAAGCUAGUUCUGUCAAUUUUAGUCCACAUCAUAAUUCCGUGUGUGGCAUCCAGAGAAUGAGGGAGAACUUAUAUAUACACAUUGCACUUCUCCAAAUAUAGAUAUUACUUAGGAUGGGUUAAAAGCAUGGACAAAUAGUGAAACAGUAGCAGAAUAAGCACACCAGUUUUCACUUCACUUGCUUUGGUAGAUAAAUUCUUAGCUUAAAACUCAAUUGUCCUAAUGUCUACCUCAUUCUCUGUCUAAGGUUACUUCUGUUGCAGAGCUGGCAGAAGGGCACAUUGUGCCUCAGGCACAAUGCAAAACCUCAUGUAUGUGGGCACAGUUUUGGUGUGCCGGCUUAACCAGUCUCUUUUUUGUUCCCACUGGCUCGUGCCAAACUGUAUUGCCGCAUUAUGAACCAUAUCAAGGAAUUAAUCUGAUUGAAACUCUUUCCCCCGUGUUAUUUUUCAGCCUGGUAGUUCGCCGUGGAGCCACCAGAACAGCUGUGUUGGUACAACAGUUCGCAGUGUGAGGGCGGGAUGAUUUAGCAAGAGUGGAACCGCUUGUGAAACAUCCCAUCGUUGCCUAGAACUCAAAUCGCCUACGAAGCUAACAUGCUAGAUUAACUGAUGUCAUUGUAUGUGGUUCUGUCGGUUGGCUUCAAGGAGAGUGGUAAAUUCUGGCAGGAGUACAGGAGGAGCUGCUGAGAAUGGUCAUAUGGUAAAUUAUUGCAGCAAAACUUGCCAAAAGGUCAUUGCUUUCAUUUUGGGCUGUCACAUUAAGUUUCCAGGCAAGGCUUAAUGAAAGAUGGUUGGGGGCUGCACCAAUCAAUGGAGCAAUAGGAAUUAGUGGGUUCGUUCUUAUUUAAAUGUAAGCUGAGUAAGGUCCCUGAGGCCAGUGCUUUCGUAAUAUUAAAAUUUGUUAAAAUAGCAGAGCUAAGGAGGUGGGUAUAAUGGUAAACAAGAGUUUGAUGAGGCAGUAGAAGGGUAGAUGCAUCUUGACAAAAUACUGCUAAGGAAAGGGAGUUAAAGACAAAAUCAUGCAUUACACGUUUUGGGUCUUGCUCUCCCAGAUUCCAGUAACUAGAACCGUGUAAGCACUGCUAGUAACAGGUUCGAUUCAUAGUGAAAGCCUGGGGUGAGCAGAAGAGUCUCCUAUGGAUCAGUCGCACAACAGAAAUGCACCUGAGAACACCUUUAUUUAAAAGGAAAAAUAAGUUACCUAUUCAAAAUACAGUUUAACCAGUAAUUUGGACAUAAAUAGUCCUAGAAAAUGUCAGCAUCGUGUUUUCUUUCUAGAAAUUAGGUCUGCUGGAUCUGUAGCACUCCCAUCUCUCAAGGCCUGUUUUAACCUGUGUAACUGAGGCAAAAAUCCCUCUUGCUUGGCAUCAUCCUCUAAAAUGUACUUGUUGCUGACUGAAACAUGCUGAGCAUGAUGGCAUUGCUUACAGAUAGUCAAUAUAAAUUACUCAUGGCAGGGGUUUUGCCAUCGCUGCCAGCAAUGGAGGAUCUCAUCCCUGAUGUUCUGCCUUUUGGUUGGUUUUACUUAAUAACUCUUUCCUUUGCUACAGCACUGGACAGGUCCCUGGAGUGCCUCCACUCCUUCAUUUGCUUUGGUAAUUCCAGUAAAAGGUAAGUCCAGUCGUAUUUUCCAGACACCAAAGAAGGUGAGGAUUUCAGCAGAAAAGAUGCAGAAGUACGGGACACAGCUGCUGCGGUGAUAGGUAUGUGACCCCAGGUGUGUGAAUUCCUUGCCUUCUGAACAGUGGAAUGGCACCUGCACGCUCUCGCUCAAACAGGAGCACUAGGGCGGUGGUAGAGGUUAUGCAGGCUUGUUCUCAGAAUUGCAGUGCAGUGUAAGAGACGGACGUCCACACAUCUUCACUUCAAACUGAAUGUUUCUUGUCUGUGUAAGAUCAACGCGGGGCUUUUACUUAUGUUGGUGAUAAGAUUUUUCCUGAGGGUGAUAGAGGUUUUGGAUAGACAAAGAGUGUGUGGGAAUGAUAUUAUUUAUGAAAAAAUAAUAUAAACUAAUGCCAAAUAAGUCAUGUAUGGACAAGCUAUGCAUGUCUGAAAACCUGUCUCCUCCUUUAUUGCUUUGGUUUUUUUUUCGUGUUGCAAACAGAACAAUGAUAAAACUUGUAUUUCAUAAGCCUCUUAUAAAUUGAGUAAUUCUAAUACAUGCUAUAUAACUGAGAUUACAUAUGGACUGCAGCUCUGCAAGUUGGUUCAUGUUGUCUUUUUUUCCAACGUAUAUAUAUGGUGUUCCUCUUCCAGAUGCAUUGAAGUUCUCCUUAACAUAUUAAACAGUGUUUAAGAUUUGCAUGAAGAAAUCGACCUAUGGUCACUUCCAUGCCAUACAGUGAAUCGGAGGGGUAUUUAUUUGUUACAUUAAGAGCUUGUAAAAGAAAAAAAAACUAAUGUGCACCUCUGUUUUCUUCUUGAAGUUUUGUUUCAUCCUGCAGUGAGAUAGGCCCCACCUGUGUUGAUACUGUAAAAACAUGAAGGAUGUCUAGAUGAGUUUUCCCAAUGUUACUUAAUGCUUCCUAGUUUUUGAAUGUUUGGAGAGGUUUCAGCCUUUUAUACCAGUUACACAUGUUGAAUCUUUUUAGGGAACUUUCUUCAGGAGUUCUAAAUAAUUAUUUACCAAAACCAACAGAAUAAUUAAAUUAGUUUGGAAAAAAAAAGAAACUGUCUAAAUCAGAAAUGAAGUACUUGAUACCAUCUAUUAGCUGUAUGUCGAGAGAUUACAGCUUGUCAAGUUAUAGUCAAAGAGAAUAUAGAAGUCAAAGUUAUGAUGACUUUUUAAUUACUUGUUCAUUAGGGAGGAGAGGUGAAGCAGCCCUUCCUUGGCUUUCUCUUUCAUAUGCCUUCAGAUCCCCAAGACCUCUGCAACUGCCUGGGUGAGGUGGUCUCCCUAAUGUGCCUUUCACUGUUGUUAAUAUUCCUGGUUUAAAGAUCCAGUAACAAACGACUGUUAUCCCAUAGAAUAUCCUUUUGUCGUUCAUUGUGCACCUUUUUGUAUCAGGGGCCAAACAAGUGCAAGGGGAAAAUAUUUUUUAUGUAUUUUCUGGGUUUGCUUUUUUCCUGCUGUGAUUAAACGAGUUAAGCUAAUUGA
Messenger RNA from Falco peregrinus (peregrine falcon), 9438 nucleotides. RefSeq names its product 5'-3' exoribonuclease 1 (gene XRN1). NCBI's taxonomy places the organism in Eukaryota, Metazoa, Chordata, Aves, Falconiformes, Falconidae. Gene Ontology annotation, biological process: nuclear-transcribed mRNA catabolic process; rRNA catabolic process. The transcript is spliced from 43 exons. The coding region runs from base 82 to 5148 and encodes 1688 amino acids. The record is from RefSeq and is a predicted model, not a curated record. Gene Ontology annotation, molecular function: RNA binding; 5'-3' RNA exonuclease activity. Gene Ontology annotation, cellular component: nucleus.